AUGAGAAUUUAUAACCAGAGUUUCUUGGGGGAUCCUCCCAGGGACUUAAUUCUUUUGGGUGCUUCUGGAAGGCCAUGACUGGAACUCCCUCUCUUUGUUGUCCUCCUUGUGACUUAUGUUCUUGCCAUGUUGGGGAAUAUUAUCAUUAUUCUGGUGUCCCGUUUUGAUCCCCAGCUCAACAAUCCCAUGUACAUCUUCCUCAGCCACCUCCCCUUUCUUGACCUCUGCUAUACCACCACCAUGGUCCCUCACAUGUUGUUCAACAUGGGAAGCUCCAGGAAGACCAUCAGCUAUGGUGGCUAUCUGCAGUAUCUGAUUUUCCACUGGUUGAGAUGCACUGAAUGCAUCAUCUUGGCUGCCAUGGCCCUGGAACACUAGGUGGCCAUCUGCAAGCCCCGGCGGUAUAGUCUUAUUAUGUACCACCCUUUCUGUCAGCAGCUUGUAAUCAUGACCUGGCUAAGUGGCUUUGGCAACUGUCUAGUUCAGGUAGUCUUGGCAGUGCAAUUGCCUUUCUGUGGGCAGCAGGUGCUAAACAACUUCUUCUGUGAGGUGCCAGCUUUGAUCAAGCUGUCAUGUGCUGACACAGCUGUGAAUGAUGCCACACUGGCUGUAUUGGUGAACUUCUUCAUGCUGGUCCUUCUAGCUUUCAUCAUUCUUUCCUAUGACUUCAUCACCCAUGCAGUGUUCAGGAUCCAGUCCUCCAAGGGAUAGCACAAGGUUCUUGGAACCUGCUCCUCCCACCUGAUGGUGGUCUCUCUCUUCUACCUUCCUGCCAUCUAUAUGUACCUGCAGCCCCCUUCCAGCUACUCCCAAGAGCAGGGCAAGUUUAUUUCCCUCUUCUAUUCCAGAAUCACUCCAACCCUCAAUCUCUUUAUCUACACCAUUAGGAAGAAAGAUAUAAAGGGAGCUCUGAGAAAACUCCCAGCAAGGAUGUGGAGGCUGUACAAAAGAUGA
Molecule: messenger RNA, 954 nt
Organism: Molossus molossus (Pallas's mastiff bat)
Lineage: Eukaryota; Metazoa; Chordata; Mammalia; Chiroptera; Molossidae
Product: olfactory receptor 2B11
Biological process (GO): G protein-coupled receptor signaling pathway
Cellular component (GO): membrane
Molecular function (GO): olfactory receptor activity
Source: RefSeq, a predicted model, not a curated record